Phragmites australis (common reed) is the source of this 3648-nucleotide messenger RNA. Its product is annotated as glycerophosphodiester phosphodiesterase GDPDL7-like. The coding region runs from base 148 to 3363 and encodes 1071 amino acids. Gene Ontology annotation, molecular function: glycerophosphodiester phosphodiesterase activity. The record is from RefSeq and is a predicted model, not a curated record. Gene Ontology annotation, biological process: lipid metabolic process. NCBI's taxonomy places the organism in Eukaryota, Viridiplantae, Streptophyta, Magnoliopsida, Poales, Poaceae. The transcript is spliced from 21 exons.
CCUUCUUCCUUGUCUUGUCUUGCGUCUUCCGGCUGGCGUCGCUCGUCUCGACCUCGACUCGUCCUCAGGCCUCAUCACAACCAGCGCCGCCGCAGCACGGGCGCCGCCGCCGGUUCCAACCCGCCCGCUCUCGCCGCGCCCUACGCUAUGGCCGCCAAGUGGGCCCAGAAGACCGUUGUCAUCCCCGCGCAGCGCCGCGGCUGCCACCUCAUCACCCCCAAGAUUCUGAGGGAGAUCGAGGGCGACCUGGCCGGGUUCAAGUGUGGGCUCGCGCAUUUCUUCCUGCAGCACACAAGCGCUUCCCUGACCAUCAACGAGAACUAUGACUCCGAUGUACAGGCUGACACCGAGACCUUCCUUAACAGAAUUGUCCCAGAGGGCCACAAUGCUCCUUGGAAGCACACUAUGGAAGGUCGUCCCCCUCAGGUCAUAGCUCGAGGAGGAUUCUCUGGCUUGUUUCCUGACUCAAGCCAGUUUGCGUACCAGUUUGCCUUGUCAACCAGCUUGCUCGACGUCGCUCUCUUCUGCGAUCUGCAAUUCUCCAGCGACGGCAUGGGCUUCUGCAAGACCGGAUUGACCCUCGACAACUCGACUCUUAUCUCCGAGGCCUUCCCUAAGAUGGACAAGACGUACAAGGUGCACGGAGAAGAUGUCCAUGGCUGGUUCUCUCUGGAUUUCACCGCGGACCAGCUGAUUCAGAACGUUACGUUGAUCCAGAACAUCUUUUCUCGCCCAAGCACAUUUGAUGGCUCCUUGGGAAUGUACAUGCUUGGUGAUGUUGUUGAACUCCGCCCCCCUCAAAUUUGGCUUAAUGUAGAGUACAAUUCAUUUUUUCAGGAGCACAAAAUAAGUACCGAAGAUUAUAUAUCAGGACUACCACAAGAAUUUAGCCUCGCUUACAUAUCCUCACCAGAGAUUGCGUUCUUGAAAAGCGUGGGUAGAAAGCUCGGGAAAAGCAAGACGAAGCUCAUCUUCCGGUUUCUCAAUGAAGCCGUUGUCGAGCCUUCGACCAUGGAAACAUACGGGGAACUUGUGAAAGACCUGAAAUCCAUCAAGGAAUUCGCGAUUGGGAUUCUUGUCCCCAAGACCUACAUCUGGCCACUGAACAAGGAUCAGUACUUGGCGCCAUCGACUAGUUUGGUCAAAGAUGCGCAUGCCCUGGGGCUGGAAGUCUAUGCGUCUGGAUUUGCCAAUGAUGUCGCCUUGAGCUACAACUACAGCUACGAUCCCAGUGCAGAGUACUUGCAGUUCAUAGACAAUCCAGACUUCGCUGUCGAUGGUUUGCUCACGGACUUCCCGCCCACCGCAUCUGGAGCUGUUGCUUGCUUGGCUCAUUCUAAGGGCAAUCCUCUACCUCCUCCCGGAAAGGACAGCAGGCCGCUGAUCAUCACCCACAACGGCGCGAGCGGCGUCUUCCCCGGCUGCACGGACCUCGCGUAUCAGCAGGCGAUGAAAGACGGCGCGGACAUCAUAGAUUGCACGGUUCAGAUGUCGAAAGAUGGGGUGCCCUUCUGCAUGCCCUCUGCCGACCUCGGCAGCUGCACCACCGCGGCUACCGCUUUCAUCACCAAAGGCUCCACCGUCCAUGAGAUCCAGAACAAGUCCGGCAUUUUCUCGUUCGACCUGUUGUGGAGCGAGAUCCAAACCUUGAAACCCGAACUUGUCGCUCCAUUUGCUCAGGCUGGCCUGAAAAGAAAUCCUGCAGCGAAGAAUGCCGGCAAGUUCAUGACUUUGCCCGGAUUCCUAGACAUGGCUAAGGCCAGCAAUGUCUUCGGUAUACUGAUCGACAUAGAGCAUGCUCCCUACCUCGCGACCAGAGGACUCGGCGUGGUGGACGCGGUCACCGGCGCGCUGGCCAACGCCAGCUACGACAAGGAGACCAAGCAGCAGGUGUUCAUCCAGUCCGACGACUCGUCGGUGCUGUCGGCGUUCAAGAAGUCGUUCCCGGCGUCGAAGCGGGUGCUCAGCAUCGAGGCCGAGAUCGGCGACACCUCCAAGCCUUCGGUAGACGAGAUCAAGGAGUUCGCGGACGGGGUGAGGAUCCGUCGCGGCUCGGUGGCCCAGGUCACCGGCUACUUCCUGACGCGGUUCAGCAACGUGGUUGGCAGCCUGCACGCCGCCAACAUCACCGUGUUCAUCGGCGUGCUCAGGAACGAGUUCAUGAACCUUGGGUUCGACUACUUUGCUGACCCCAUAGUCGAGAUCGCCACGUACUCGGCGGCGGUAGUGGCCGAUGGGCUCGUCACCGACUUCCCUGCCACUGCAGCUGCAUACUUCAGGAGCCCAUGCAGUGACAUGAGCCUGAACCUGAGCUACUCGAUCCUGCCUGCACAACCUGGCGCUCUGGUCAACCUGGCCGUCCCCGGCGCGCUGCCUCCGGCGGGAGCGCCCGCACCGAUGCUCGAACCCGCCGACGUUCUGGACCCGCCACUGCCGCCUGUUGUCGCGGUGAUGUCUGGGGCAGGACCUUCUGCCGGUGGCGAAGAUGUGAAUGAAAUUAUUGAUGCAGUGGAAGUAGAACCCACUACCCCCGGUACGUCCUUCCUCGCAAAAGUGGCGGUUGCUAUCGGUGUCGCGGCCACGGCAACUGUGAUUUCACUCUUCAUGAAGCAGCCUUCAUCGGGUCCAUCUUUCAGUCUGCCGCAAAUUGUUGACGCUUCCGUGCAGUCUGAUGCAGCAGCAGCAACCAUUGGAUAUACAUUUUCUCUGUUUGGGAAGAAAGUCAUAAUUCCGGAGUAUACUCCAGGGUGGGUCUACUUUUGGUUGCUAAUGGCUGCUGGAUUUGGACUGUUUAUCAGCGAGGAAGCUCUAAAUGUUUGGGUUGGAAUUUCUUUAGCACGUACACUUUGUUUGGAUGGAACCUGGCAAUCUCUUUCUAGCUCAUUCUCGGCGAAUGCAUCUUAUAUAAUUUCUACAGUGUUAUGGGUUUACUGGGGUGUUUGUAUUAGCGACAUGAUCCCAUUCUAUCUGGGGAAGUUUUUUAGGCAAACUAGAGCAUCUGAAGACAUAAGCAACAAGAUUGGAAUUGGCAAGGAGAAAGCACUAAGCAUAUCACGAGGGGUACAAAAGUAUGGGAACCUAAUUGGCUUUGUUGAGCGAUUUUCAGUUGGUGUUCGGAAUCCUACAGCAUUUCUAGCUGGCGCAUUGGGUAUAUCGGCAGACUGUUUUUUUGCAGGAGUUUGUUGUGGUUGUCUAUUUACUCUUCCUAUUCAGUUAGCAGUUGGGUUUUUCCUCAGAGAACGGCCUGUCGUCGCACUCGCAAGCGUUGCAGCUGCCGUGGGCAUCUGGACCGUGUUCCCUUACGCAGCUGCGGCAUGCACGGCGCUGUUCCUAUACCUCCGUCGAGGCAAAUCCAGCAGCUGAAUGCAAUGAUCGCGUUCGUGGCGCAUGGGCAUUUCCUUGAUUUCUAAACAGCACAGGCUUGUACAUUUUUGAAGAUUUUUCAAUCAAGAAGGUUGAUUGAUGUAUACAUUUUUUUCUCUCCUGAAGUACAGAAUAGGAAUUAUUGCAAUUCAGAGUCUUAGUGUACCAGUCUUCCAUGCUUGCCCCGAAUUGAUACAGAGAUCCUGAAAUUCAGUGUACAUGCCACCAUUUCCUCCUUGUAUAAAACUCUAUUCUUGAAUGAAUGCCGGAGUUUCGACCCUACAA